CAUUUGAAGGGCAAGAAGUGGGAGGAGCUGGCAAAAGCUCUUAACGGUAUAGGAGCAGUUAAAAAUGCCUCGUAGUGGAAAAAAAUAUUGGUCGGAUCAAAAUUAUGUAAAUUAUAUUACGAACAUACGCAUUAAAUGCGCAUUUUUUAUAGAAGCCACGUAAAGGAUAGAGAAGUGCUUAGAAAAGCCGAACUUGGCAAAAGUGGGGUAAAUGGUUUGGCGAGGAAAAAAGAAGCAUCCGAUUUUGAGAGAAGGGUACUAACGUCGCCGGUUCUUGUUAGUGGGGAAGAAAAUGUGGGCGAGUUGCUUACCGUAACCGAACGCACCGAAGAAGAAAUACUGGCCGACCUCUCAAUGACAUCGGAAGCGAUCCCAACAGCAAACGAAUGGAAUAGAAGAAGUCCAAGACAUCGAUGUGCGGCCUUCCACUUCAAACUCCAACAAAAGAAAAUCAAAAGCAAUGGCAGGAUUUGAAGAAAAGUUCCUGAUUGUAGAGGAAAAAAAAGUUAAAAUAAUGGAGAAUUUAAAUUUAAAAAAGAUAAGCAAAAACUCAAUGUAGAAAAGUUUAGAGCCGAAGGAAUUUAUAGAAAUAAGCAAUUAGAUUUCGAAUUAGAAAAAUGCAAUUAAAAGAAACGGAAUUUGAAUGGAAAAAACAAAACUAGGUUAAUGUUU
Rhagoletis pomonella (apple maggot) is the source of this 672-nucleotide messenger RNA. RefSeq lists its product as uncharacterized. Lineage: Eukaryota; Metazoa; Arthropoda; Insecta; Diptera; Tephritidae. The coding region runs from base 136 to 474 and encodes 112 amino acids. The record is from RefSeq and is a predicted model, not a curated record. The transcript has 2 exons.